AUCGGUGCAUUGUGUCUGCUAUUAUUACAAUCACUCUUUCCUCUGCUCACGCUAAAUUACAAGCCAUACCAUGUCUGCCGCGAAGACCAACUCGUCAUUAUCCAGGCUGGGCUCCAUCAGGAGUUCCAAGUAUCAGUCAACUGGAUCUAUGGGAGAACUAGGCGAAACUGUCGAUAAGAUGGUGGAUCGACUGAAUAAACAGGUCGAUGAGAAGAGUGCCGAGCUUUUAAAACAAAUGGAUGAAAUGACCAACAGAAUACAAUCGCUGGAAACGUCUAUCGCUGCGCUGGCCCACGAGCCAGUCGACCAAUCCUCUACUUCAAAUCAAUGACUCGGCUAAAAAACGGGUUUUUAUAUACCCAUACUGCCUUCAAGAUACCCAAAACAUGAUAUAUGCAUAUAAUCUACCGUCUGCUCCCUGGCAAAACCUCCUUGCCUCCCCAUUCCACACCUUCGAAUGACCUCUCUUCUUCACCCUUCACAACCUUACCAUCAUCAAACACCCAUUCUUCGUGCGCAGAAGAAGGUAAGCCUUCCCCAAACUCUCCAACAGGCUUGCCCAAACCCUUGAUACCUAAUACUUGCGCACCGUCCUGAUCGCCACGCAUAAAGAAAAUACUUUGCAGGGCAUUCACAGCCGCCCGAUGUUGAGCCAUGGCUUUACUUGACCCGUGUCCCUCGGCGAGCUUGAUACCUGAAGGCAAGAAUAGGCCAAUGAGGAACAGGGGCGCUUGGGAAGCGGUACCAGUGGAAGCGAGUAAGCGUGGUUGGAUGAGGGUGUGAGAGGAGGAAGCGGGGACGCCGGCAGCGGACAGGUGGGAGGAGACAACAGAGGAGAGCACUUGCAUAGGAUUGAUGGGGGUGAUGAGAGAAGGAAGGUCAAGAGCUCGGGAAAGGAAGUGGGCGUGGGUGAAUGCUCGCGCGGCAUGGAUACCCUACCAAAAAAAGGAAAGUUAGCGCAAGAUGCAGAAACGUGAUUAUGGAUCAUAAGACUUGCUUGUUCCUGAUAGAUCAGUCCGACGAAUGCUCGCACUGCGCUGGCAACCACAUCCUCGUGUGUCUCCCUUCGCGCCUGAACGGUAACGUCCUGAUCUUCCUGCUUGAUGUACUUUCUGA
Messenger RNA from Cryptococcus deneoformans JEC21, 1116 nucleotides. Its product is annotated as expressed protein. The transcript has 4 exons. The coding region runs from base 71 to 331 and encodes 86 amino acids. The record is from RefSeq and is a predicted model, not a curated record. Gene Ontology annotation, molecular function: transcription corepressor activity. Lineage: Eukaryota; Fungi; Basidiomycota; Tremellomycetes; Tremellales; Cryptococcaceae.